CAACGUCCUCGACAGCAGCCAGGGAGAGGAGGAGAAGGAGAAGAGCACAGUUGCCCCAGGGCCUGAGCCUCAGACAGCCAGACUAUCUCGGGGUGGAAAAAACGUGAAGAUGAGUGACAGAGACAGAGUGAGCAAGUAUGAACCAAAAGGAGUGAAGGGGGCUUGGAUAGACGGAUGGGGGGAGGCCGAGAAGUUUGGCGAACACCGAGGAACUGACAUGUCUCAAGGAAAUGACACAUUUGGAGAUAGAACACAAGAGGCAAAGAGGGAUACUUUCAGAACAACCUCGUUCACAGCGAUGGCCCGGAGACGGAAGCAAAAUGGUGGCAGCACUAGCUCCAGCUGUAGCUGUGGAUACGGUGGUAACACUAGCCUGAGUACUGAUUCCUAUUACAGCACUGAGAUCAGCAAUGCAAACAGCACUAAUGCCAGCUUUGACAGCUUUGACUACUCAUCUGAGUUACCUGACACGCCUCCCCCACCACCCCCUCGCCCGUUGCCCCCGUGUCCACCCGUGACAUCAAAACCACCUGAGCUUCCUCCAGUGAUGCCCUGCACUGUCCCUGCCAACGCCGCCCGCCCUGAGCGCUUCGACUGGCUCAUUGCCUUCACCCCAGAGACAGAGGCCUCUCCGCGGGAGCUGAGGAAAUGCACCAGCGGGGUCGUCCUGCCCAAGGUCCCGCUGGGGUCAAAGGUCACAACCUUCAAAGAGCUGCGAAACCGAAGCAAGCAGAGCUCCUUGCCGGCGCCUGCUGAGCCCGAGCCAGACCCGACUGUGGCGACGCCGGACCCCGACUUCCUGUACAACCUGAAGUGGAGGCGGGGAAAGAACGGCGGCGACGGCAGUCAAUGGGAGUACACCUCUCAGGCCGAGGCCUCCCUCCUGAUGCCGCCGCCCACUCCCGCCUCACUGUCCCUCUUCAGGGAGAUGCGUCACCUCACCCUCGAGGGGGACGGGCAGGCAGAACCCCACUCCUCACAGCGGAUUGGCUGCUCAGUCAGCGAGGGGAACCUGUGGAAUAUGGGAGCUGAACGGGCAGGGGACGGGCAGCAACGAGAAGAGGAGGAGGAGGAGGAGGUGCAGGUGAGAGGAAGAGCCGAUGGAGGGAGAACCCUGGAGUCCAGAACUACAGCGGUCCGCAGUCUCUCAUUCGCUGGGUCUGUGCAAAGGGCUGGGGCCUGGAUGGGCGAUGAUGAUGAUGCAAGCUCCGCCUUGAGAGGUUCAAGCCUGUCCUCUCAAUGCCUGCAGGAGAAAAGAGCUCUGGUCAGUGCGGUCAGUCUGGCAGUGGAGGCCAUUCUGGCCCAGUUCAGCACCUCCAGGACUCUGGUGCAGAAGUCCCCCUCGCUAGAUAAGGCGCUCUCUGGGGACAGUAGUAUAAACCCAGCGCUGGGCCGACUGGUGUUGCAGUGUCUGUGCCCAUCCCUUCGCAGCCUGCUGUCGGACGGACUCAAGCCCCACCAAAGUGACCUGAUCGCAGGCAGGAGGCCAAAUUCACCUUGGGGACUGGUGCAGGCCUCCACCAAGCCAGGCCCCAGGACCCAGGGCCUGCACAGCCUGCAGGCUAGAGUGGCUGACCUGCCCCAGCUGAGGCAGAGUGGACACAGGUUCAAUGCCUUCCUGCUCGGCCUCCUCAACGCCAAACUGCUGGAUUAUUGGCUCUCCCACCUGCAGACAUGUAGUGACGUGUUGUUGACAUACUAUCGGCCAAACUCCUUCAUGAGGUUGUCUCUCACUUCCUGUCAGCCUCUCUUUGAGGAGCUCCUCCUCCUCCUCCAGCCUCUGUCCCUCUUGACCUUUAACCUUGACCUGCUGUUCCAACACCACCACUUUGACCCCGCCUCCCCUGCUGACCCUCCGACCAAUCACAGCCCAGAUUUAACUAGCCCACCCAAUCAGGAGCUGGGCUUCGGGGUCUCUCCCUGGGGCCCGGUCCAAGGGCAUCGCCUGGAGAGUGUGUCAGAGCACGAUGCAGGAAGGCCAGAAUCACGUCCAGCCAAUCAGAACACAGCUCUCUCGAGCUUGGCCAUGCCAUUGGCCAGAGGGCUAGUCCAGCCAUCCUGUCGUGGCCCAGUGCCUGUCUCAGCAUUUUCCAUUAAGGGAGAGACGAGCCCUCAGCUUCAGUGGGUGCGGGAGAAGGACAUAGCGCCCCCUCCAGACGAGAGUGAGUACAGCAGCCUGUCCCAGCAGGCAGGGCAGGUGCUCCACCAGGGCUGGGGGGCAGUCGUGCGCUGGGGCGAGCGUUUAGGACACAACCUCAACUCUCUAGGAUCCUCCUCUGAAGACACUACCCCAGGGACUUCCCCAGACUCCCGCAGGGGCCCAGACACCCUCCGCCUCCAGCCCCAAGAGGAGGCCUCCUCCUGGGCCAACAGUGUGGCCGUGCCGUGGGGGCUAGAGAGGCUGUUUGGAGCCUCCAAGAAUACCUGCAACCCUCCAGCACACACCCCACAAGCCAGGCGUCCAUCUCAGUGGCUGUCUCCCAGCGUGUCUGUCCUUGCGCGCAUGGUCAGUGGCACCCAGCCCGCUCUGCCCGACAGGAUCCAUGUGGAGGCCAAGCAAGCCAAACCUGCCGAGACAGAGAGAGAAGAAACUCAAGACAAGCCAAAACCCACCAGGGCGGUGCGAACACUUUGUGACCACUCGGGCUCGGGGAAGGAGCUGACCUUCCACAAGGGGGAGGAGCUCAUUGUGCUGGGAAGUGUGGACCAAGAUUGGAUUCGCUGUCGUCAAGGAGACAAGGAGGGCCUCGUGCCUAUUGGCUACACCUCUCUCAUCAUGUGAUCUCUGACCUCUGUGAUGCCCUUCUGAUCAGUUAAGGUCAAAUAGGGGACGACCCCAAAAGAAAAAUAAAUAACAGAAAAGGAUUGAAUAUGUAACGUGGCUGAGUAGUAGCUUGUAGAUGUUUAGUGUUAAUCUCCUAUCCCAGUUGCCUGGUUUGUGAUGUGUAAGAUGUUUUAUUCUAAUGUUGGCAUUUUGCUUAAAUAAUGUCAAAAAAAAACAAACUGUAUAAAUUAUACAUAUACAAAUAUACUAUAUGAAUAUAGACUGAUUUUCCAAGAUAGAUAGACAGAUAGAUAAACAAGGAUAAAAAAUAGAGUUAAACAUUACCUCAUUGGUAUAUCAUUUAGAAAUAAUGUAAGAAUGGAUACUGAUAACACAUAGCAAGUCCCUGAGACUAGAAAUAUAUGCUAGAUUUAAAAAAAAAAAAAGGCUAGACAUUUACAAAAAAAGAAAAACUUUCAUUGGAAUGUAUCUGGCAACUGCACAAAUCACUACAAAUUUAGAUAUUAGCCAGUGAAUGCAACCUCGUCAUAUGCAGAGUGAGCAACAUGCAAUGCACUUAACACAUACAACACAUGGACAGACCCUCAGGUGUCUGCCUGGAAAUACUUAAGGCAACUCUUCAAUUCUUUCCCUCUCUUCUCUCUUUCUCAGAAAACAAGAUAAAAGAUAUCUCGCUUGUUCCACUCCCUCUGAGGAAGAAACGUGUUUGUGGCCCUAUCGUAUGCUUGUUGAUCUGCUUAAUCUGCCAAAUCCCCCAAAUUAUUCAUCUGAAACCGUAUUUAAUUAAGUAACUCAGUACAACACACUUGCUCUGGCAAGUAACGUGUCUAAAUGUGUCUUCCCCAAAGCAUCUGUCAUUGCAUCAUAUUAUUAAACUGUCAUUAUUGUUCCUAUCAGUAGAAGUAGUACUACAGGGUGGUGGUGUGAUAGUCUGUCUUCAUGUUUUAUUCUCAACAAUCUUUUAAUUAGUAUGAUUGUUUGAUAGCACUGUAGGCUUGAUAUUGAUGACUAUGCAUACGCUGUACUGUAUGACAGGCUUAUGGAUUGAGUAGCCUUUUGUGUUCACGUUUUGAUCAUGGUGAUUGAUGUCUUUUAUGAGUUCCAUUUGUUAGUUUUGAAUAUUUUCGAUAAAGUGGUGAUGUCUGGAGCUGCAUGGUAUCGCAGUAUCGAGGUGCUGUCAUUCAUCAAUCUUUGCACUGAGAAGAACAAGCUCACUGGGAGAACCCUUGACCGCUCUCUCUGGAGUCUAUAUAGAAUACACGUAAAGGUUCUGGUGUUUAUCCUCUGAAGCAUUUUAUAAAACAUCUUGGCGCUAUCCUUGUCAUAACUCCUGAGCAGAACAUCAAUAGAUUCUUGGUAAAACGUUGAAUUAGUUAUUCCAACUUAAACCCCAUGCUGAAAAGUUCUUUGUGAAUCGUCACGUCAUCCAUAAAUGAACCCAUGAAGCUGGAAGGGUCAUAGAUUGAGCUCUAUAAGCAUGCCGUGAGCUGUGUGUAAAGCACUCGCGAGUACAUCAGAUCGACUGGGAGGGCUGCGCUCAGCUCUUCUACACAGCACCAUCAGCUGGAUGUGCUGACCGCUGCUAGUCCAGCCCUCGUGCCGCACAUCUGCCUCUCUCUCUCUGUCUCUGGCCUCCGUCAGUCGCUCCAGGUCUGCUGCUCGUCCAUCCUCCCUCCACAAUAGCCUGGACACACACACACACACACACACACACGUCCACUCCUCUCCUCUCUCCACAAUAGCCUGGGCGUUGUUUUGGUUUGUUUUUUUGGAGAGCUGUGUGGUGUGGGUCCUGGUUGCCUCUGAGGGUGUGUGCCAGCUGUGGAGCUGAGCUAAGUGACGCCGUGAGGCCAAGUCUACCACUUUCAGGGCCGCAGCAGAGGGGAAGUCAGGGGACUCUGAAAAGGUGCUUCUCAACAUGCCUCCUCGAUCCUCAAGGGGCGUUCCCACUGAUCUAUAACUAACACUGGAUAGACUAUCCCAUAUAGAUCAGUGAGGAUCGAGGCCCGAGGAGUGAGGGAGGACGUAUAAAAGCCCAAAUGAGAGGCACCCAAAGACUCAGGAGGGCCUUCCGCUGGACAGGAAGGGACUUGGGAAUGCGCCAGACAAGCCAUGUAGAUGUUUGUGAUUUAGAGGCUGAGGUUUCUGUUGGAGCUCACAUUAGCUAUAGUUAGCUAUGGUUCUGAUUUUGCAGCAUGGUGCCAACAUGUCCACACAGAUUUUGUAUCUGUUUAUCUAAAAAUAUAAUAAUAAAAGAUAACAAAAUGAAUAAAUGUCAAGGACAGAAGAAACACAAUGUUCAAAUAGCUAUAUCAGACACAGGUGUGAUUGUGUAUGUAACCCUGGCUUGUUAUUUUCUUGGUUGAAAUCUAUGCCUUUUCUUUGUAUUUCAGUGACAGACAAGAUGACUUUACCAUAUGUGACAAUUAGACAACAACUGUCAAAUAUGCAUCCUUAUAAGUCCUGAGUUUCAGGCUAUCUGCAGUAGCUGUACUCAGGAUCAAGGAAAUGAGAAGGGGAAUGCUGAGGAAGAGUAGUGUAGAUCAAAGAGAUCGCAUCCUUGUUGAAGGUGAUGGGAAUACAGGCAUUCCUGUUGAAGGUGAUGGGAAUAUAGGCAUUCCUGUUGAAGGUGACGAGUGUAUUCUGGAUCACUUGAAACACCUGUUCCAUGUGUCCUGUUACUGUAAUCAAUGUCAUACCAUCUUUACCCCUGUGGGAUAUUGCAGAUUUUGGUACAAGAUUAGAAAACAUGAAUAUCAGGAAUUCAUUUUUUUAUUUUAUUUUUUAUUUUUAUUUUUCAUCAGUACAUAUAGAUAUAUAUGCUUAUGUGUGAAUAUGAUAUUUAUUUAAUGAAAAAUGAGAUAGUUUAUGUGAUUUCUGUAACUUGUGGAAGCCAUUUAGCUGUUUCUCUUUCGUUUAUCUUUCUCUCUAUCUAUCUGGUGUUGUGUGUAUGUGUGAGUAAGUGUGUGUGCCUGUGUGUGUGUGUCGGUGGGUGGUGUAGCUCUUUAUGGUAUAGCCCGCUAGUAGCACACUUAAUACAUAUGUACUAAGUCCUUGCAAAGUCACCCAAGUCAGUCAAGCUCCUUGCAUGUGCUUGUUUGUAAAUAUAUUCAAUAAACAAAUAAUAUAUAUUAA
This is a messenger RNA of Sardina pilchardus (European sardine), 5920 nucleotides long. RefSeq names its product AP-4 complex accessory subunit RUSC1-like. Bases 110 to 2782 code for a protein of 890 amino acids. NCBI's taxonomy places the organism in Eukaryota, Metazoa, Chordata, Actinopteri, Clupeiformes, Clupeidae. Gene Ontology annotation, cellular component: cytoplasmic vesicle. The transcript is spliced from 10 exons. The record is from RefSeq and is a predicted model, not a curated record. Gene Ontology annotation, molecular function: protein binding.